Molecule: messenger RNA, 1212 nt
Organism: Fonsecaea multimorphosa CBS 102226
Lineage: Eukaryota; Fungi; Ascomycota; Eurotiomycetes; Chaetothyriales; Herpotrichiellaceae
Exons: 2
Coding region: 1-1212 (403 amino acids)
Source: RefSeq, a predicted model, not a curated record
AUGGGGAACUUUUUCGAUUGGCAUGCCGCGAGGACAGAUCUGUCCAAUAUCGCACUCUUGGACCGCGCACCCGAAAGUGAAGGUAUAAAUCUCAAAGCCGUCCGUCUUUACCGGCUAGCAAGGGUGCGGAGCCAGAUGGCUAAGUACUGCAUUGACGCUGUCGUUCUGUCAGACCCCAUCAACAUUCGGUACGCUACAGGGACUCGCAAUAUGCAGGUAACGCUCAAUACUUUCGAGUACACUGGAUGCAGCCAUCUGGCCGAAGGAUACGAGACGAUUGAUGAAAUACGGACCGCAACAACGGCCAGUUUUGCGGCCGCCGGCCCGAACAUUGAAGACCGGGAGCGCUCGUGGGCGGCGAACAUGGCCGAUUUGAUCAAAAGCCUCGUGGGCAAAGAUGCAACAGUUGGGCUUGAGCGACUGAAUGCAAACGUUGCUCUGGCGCUCAGAGACUGCGGCUUGAAGAUUGUCGAUGCUCAAAAACCCGUUGAAAUGGCGCGGGCGGUCAAGUCAGCGGAAGAAAUGAAAUGUGUAAUAGCUUCCCUGCGGGCCACCGAGGUCGCGGUUGGGGAGCUCCGAGAUGCCAUUCGACCUGGAAUGACCGAAAAUGCCCUCUGGUCUGUGCUGCAUCAGUCUGUCAUCCGGCAGAACGGAGACUAUUGCGAGACACGCUUGCUUAGCGCUGGCCCACGAACAAAUCCAUGGUUUCAGGAGACCUCAAGCUAUGAAAUUGGCCCAAACGAGCUCAUCGCAUUGGACACAGAUGUCGUUGGCUGCCAUGGAUACUAUUCCGACUUUUCACGCACCUUCCACUCCGGUCCCGAUCCUCCCACACAAGCUCAAAGGGAGCUUUACAAGGUCGCUUACGAGCAGGUUCAUUACAAUAUGAAGAUCCUGAGGGCCGGCCUGACUUUCCGCGAGUAUGCGGAGCGGGCAUGGGAGAUUCCAAAGAAAUACUAUGCCAACCGAUACUUCCUCUCGGCUCAUGGAACAGGUAUGACCGGGGAGUAUCCCUACCUGUACCACCGCGGAGACUUUCCCGACUCUGGCUACGAUGGAGUGCUUGAGGCGGGAAUGGUGAUCUGCGUUGAAAGCUACAUUGGCGAGGAGGGCGGCCAGGAGGGUGUCAAGCUCGAGGAGCAGGUCUUGAUCACCGAGGACGGUAUUGAAGUGCUAUCGAAGUUCCCAUUCGAGGCGGCUUUGCUGCAGUAG